Messenger RNA from Anopheles moucheti, 1026 nucleotides. RefSeq names its product specificity protein transcription factor 2-like. Lineage: Eukaryota; Metazoa; Arthropoda; Insecta; Diptera; Culicidae. The transcript has 4 exons. Gene Ontology annotation, biological process: regulation of transcription by RNA polymerase II. The coding region runs from base 52 to 597 and encodes 181 amino acids. Gene Ontology annotation, molecular function: RNA polymerase II cis-regulatory region sequence-specific DNA binding; DNA-binding transcription factor activity, RNA polymerase II-specific. The record is from RefSeq and is a predicted model, not a curated record.
CACUCUUUAUUGCUUGACGCUGAGUUGCUGACAACCACAACAAUUUGCAAAAUGGACGAUGAAAUAGUCAAAGAGGAAUACUCGAUAACUGAAGAAACUCCUGCAACAGAAGAAAGUAGCGAUGCAGAAGCAAAGCAAAUGGAAGAUGAAGCAACAUCAAGCAUUCGCAGCAAGGACAUAGAAGCACGGGUAAGAGUUCCCCGAAGAAAAUGUACAUGUUACUACUGUGAAGUAGAUACGGGUGAGGAUCGAAAGAAUCAACACAUAUGCCAUGUUAGCGACUGCAAAAGGGUGUUCCGUACACCGUUUAAUCUACGAGUUCAUAUACGGUCGCAUAUGGGGGAACGACCAUAUACGUGUAGCUGGGCCAAAUGUGGAAAACGAUUUACGCGUAAAGAAGAACUGGUGCGGCAUAUGCUAUUGCAUACUGGCGAGAAACCACACAAAUGCAAUCAAUGCGAAAAAAAGUUCGCACGAAAGGACCAUCUCCAGAAGCAUAUGGAAAACAUGCACAACAAAGUAAAACGCGAUAAAAACGACUCAGGAUCUGACCACUCGGAAGCAUCGGAUAGUAACAAAUCAAAUAGUAAUGAAUGAAUCCAAUAAGGGUUAUUCUCGAAAUAUAAAUCAGUGCAUCGGAAGACUGAAUUGUAAACUCGUCAUCAUUUUGCAAUAGCCAAUAAUUGGCAUAUGGAAUUAUGGUAACGAAUAUUCUCUCUUUGUAGCUGAUUAGUGUACGAGAUCACGCUCCACCACGACUAUCUAUUUUGUUGCUAAAACAAACGAUGCUCAAUCUGCACACAUUUCGAAAUAAUGUAAUGGUGGUUAAUCGAAAUUUCGCCAUUUUGUCGUUUAAUAGGAUACUAAAUUACGCUUUUGGCGUAUGGCGGCAACUAAUUCGGGUACGCAACCAGUUGCUAUUGACGCAUAGGAUUCCAAUGGCGCUCGCAGAAGCUUUACCGUUUGUUGCAGGUUAGAUCCCAUAGAUUGGCCCAUCUCUUCCAGCACGCUGCCAAAGUACUCUAA